GGUGUCCCAAUCUGUCUGAGCACCGAGUGCCCAUCCCACUCUCAAAGGAGCUGCACACACACUCUGGCAAACACACUUACCACACUGGCAGUCAGAGCACACACAGCUCCAUUCACCAGUUAUAAGACAAGAGCCACUUCCAGUUAAAGGACAUAAAGCCCAGAUCCGAGCUCCAGUAUGGAUGCGCUGAAGAAGGGAUUCUCCAUGGCUAAGGAGGGAGUGGUGGCCGCUGCCGAAAAAACCAAGGCAGGGGUGGAGGAGGCAGCUGCCAAAACCAAAGAAGGGGUCAUGUAUGUAGGCGCAAAGACAAAGGAAGGUGUUGUGACAAGUGUAAACACAGUUGCCCACAAAACAACUGAGCAGGCGAAUCUUGUGAGUGAGACUGCCGUGGCUGGAGCCAAUCAGGCGUCAGAAAAGGCGGUGGAGGGGCUGGAAAGUGUGGUCGCAUCCACUGGCCUCGUCAAACCGGGGGAGCUGACGAAGCAAGAGGGAGAUGUAGAGCAGCCUACAGACGCUGGACAGGAGAUGUCACACUGAACGCCCCUGUGAUGCUCUGGUUCUUGACUAAGAAGAGAGAGUUCAUUAGCUGCUGCGGGCCAUGGCUGAAUAUUAUCAUACUAAACCUCUGAUGGAUGCUGAAUAAUAUUCAACUUCA
Messenger RNA from Sinocyclocheilus rhinocerous, 655 nucleotides. RefSeq names its product synuclein-like. The coding region runs from base 178 to 537 and encodes 119 amino acids. The record is from RefSeq and is a predicted model, not a curated record. Gene Ontology annotation, cellular component: axon terminus; neuronal cell body; cytoplasm. Lineage: Eukaryota; Metazoa; Chordata; Actinopteri; Cypriniformes; Cyprinidae. The transcript is spliced from 5 exons. Gene Ontology annotation, molecular function: cuprous ion binding. Gene Ontology annotation, biological process: synaptic vesicle endocytosis; synapse organization; chemical synaptic transmission.